Heterocephalus glaber (naked mole-rat) is the source of this 5655-nucleotide messenger RNA. RefSeq names its product solute carrier family 2 member 2 (gene Slc2a2). Gene Ontology annotation, biological process: dehydroascorbic acid transport. The record is from RefSeq and is a predicted model, not a curated record. NCBI's taxonomy places the organism in Eukaryota, Metazoa, Chordata, Mammalia, Rodentia, Bathyergidae. Gene Ontology annotation, molecular function: D-glucose transmembrane transporter activity. Gene Ontology annotation, cellular component: brush border; plasma membrane.
UGGACAUAAAGGCAGGACUGUCAGCUACAUACACAGCUCAGUACAGGACCUGGAAUUAAGAGGACUUCCAAUCCAUAGAAUGGCAGGAGAUAAGAUCACUGGAACCUUGGCUUUCACUGUCUUCACUGCUGUACUGAGUUCUUUCCAGUUUGGAUACAACAUUGGUGUGAUCAAUGCACCUCAACAGAUAAUAAUAUCUCAUUAUAGACAUGUUUUGGGUGUUCCACUGGAUGAUCGAAAGGCUACCAACAACUAUGUUAUCAACAGUACAGAUGCACUGCCCAUCUCCCCACACCCAGGGACAUCAACACCAGUCCCUUGGCCUGAGGAAGAAACUGUGACAUCUACUGGCCUAGUCACCAUGCUCUGGUCCUUGUCUGUGUCCAGCUUUGCAGUGGGUGGAAUGAUUGCAUCAUUCUUUGGUGGGUGGCUUGGGGACAAGCUUGGAAGAAUCAAAGCCUUGCUCGCAGCAAACAGCCUCUCAUUAGUUGGAGCUCUCUUGAUGGGGUGUUCCAAAUUAGGACCAUCUCAUAUUCUCAUAAUCGCAGGAAGAAGUAUAUCAGGACUCUACUGUGGGCUAAUUUCAGGGCUGGUUCCAAUGUACAUUGGUGAAAUUGCUCCAACCUCGCUCAGGGGCGCGCUUGGCACUCUUCACCAGCUGGCCAUUGUCACAGGCAUUCUUAUCAGUCAGAUUAUUGGCCUUGACUUUAUCCUGGGCAAUCAAGAUCUGUGGCACAUUCUGCUUGGCCUAUCUGCUGGGCCAGCUCUUCUGCAGUCUCUGUUAUUAAUCUUCUGUCCAGAAAGCCCCAGGUAUCUUUACAUCAAGUUGGAAGAGGAAGUCAAAGCCAAGAAAAGUUUGAAAAGACUCAGAGGAAGUAAUGAUGUCACCAAAGACAUGAAUGAGAUGAAAAAGGAGAAAGAAGAAUCAUCAAGUGAGCAGAAAGUUUCUGUGACUCAACUCUUCACCAAUUCCACCUACCGACAGCCUUUGAUAGUGGCAUUAAUGCUGCACAUGGCUCAGCAAUUUUCUGGGAUCAAUGCAAUCUUUUACUACUCAACCAGCAUUUUUCAGACAGCUGGACUCAGCCAGCCUGUUUAUGCAACCAUUGGAGUUGGCGCCAUCAACAUGGUUUUCACUGCUGUUUCUGUAUUUCUUGUGGAGAAGGCAGGACGACGCUCUCUGUUUCUAAUCGGAAUGAGUGGGAUGUUUUUCUGUGCCAUCUUCAUGUCAGUGGGGCUUGUGCUACUGGAUAAGUUUGCUUGGAUGAGUUACAUGAGCAUGUCAGCCAUAUUUCUCUUUGUCAGUUUCUUUGAAAUUGGGCCAGGCCCCAUCCCCUGGUUCAUGGUGGCUGAGUUCUUCAGCCAAGGACCACGCCCGACAGCUUUAGCACUAGCUGCGUUCAGCAACUGGGCUUGCAAUUUCAUUAUAGCUUUGUGUUUCCAGUACAUUGCGGAUUUCUGUGGACCUUAUGUGUUUUUCCUCUUUGCUGGAGUGGUCCUGGCCUUUACUCUGUUUACAUUUUUUAAAGUUCCAGAAACCAAGGGAAAGUCUUUUGAGGAAAUUGCUGCAGAAUUCCGGAAAAAGAGUGGUUCAGCCAAACGGUCAAAAGCUCCUAUAGAAAUGGAAUUCCUUAGAGCUACAGGGACUGUAUAAAGAAAACUCGGUUUUCUAUAUGAACAAAACAGGAAGGAAAUUAUAUAUUUUAAAUGAUUCUUUGAGAAGUUCAUACACACAUUUCAAAGUAUUACUUUAUUUUUUAAAAGAGUUUCAUUGGCUCUGAUCAGAAAUGUCAACAAAUGUUACCAAGAAAAGUAUUUUUUUAACUUAGAGACUCUAUUUUUGGCAGUUAGACUUUGUAAUUAAGUAAAUAAAAUGGCUAACUAGCUUGUUUUGGUACUCUAAAGGACAAGGAUGUUCUAAUCUUCUUAGUCCUACUUUAGACCUAUUUUUAUUUCUUCUUAGUCCUAUUUAGUCCUUAUUCCUAUUUCAUGUUCCCCUGAAAUAGAAGAACUUUUAAUAUAUUAUUGUUUCAUUAAAUGAGUGACAGGAAACCUGAAGAUACAACUAAUAUUUAUAUAUUUAAAUAUGCUUAACUUGCAAUUUGCGGACCCACAGAUAUCAUACUAAAGGAGGUAUAGCUAGUAGCAAUAAGAGUCAUGUUAAAAUUAACUUUUCCCUUUCUCUUACUCAGCUUCUGUCUUGUUUAUUAAAAUUUGUAUUUUGUUAACAUUUUAUUUUUUUUUGUAUUCUCAUGUGGAAUGGUUUACUGAAUAUGACAAAAUAUGUUUAUGAAGAAAAACACUUAUUUUGGGCAGCUACCAAAAAUCUUCCUAUACUCAGAAAAAAAAAAAAACACUCUUUUGGUUAAUGACUAAAUAGCUUUUACAAGACUAAACACUUAAAAGUUUUUACCUGGCCAUAUAUCCAGGAUUAGAUUGUAUUAUCAGUCAAUAUUAAUACCUAUUACAAAAUAAUGCUAAAUCCUUGCUGUUCAUUCUUUAGGUUAUAUUUUCUUUUGCUCUUUACCAUAGCCUGGCUGUCUGAGCUGUGUUACAAAAUACACUCAAUCAUGAGUCAGGCCUUUUGUAUAUUGCCCCAAACCUCAAUAAAUUGGAUCAAUCUAAUUUAGGGACAUUUGGAGUAAAGGAUUGCUAUUCUUUAAAAAUAUAUUUUUUUUCUGAACUAGCAUGAUUCAAAGCAAGUUGAAGAGGAAGGGCUUCAAAAUUCCAAAGGGUGGGCUCCUGAAACCAUGAAUGUUCAACUUCACACUCGAUCAAAAUCCCUAUUUGAUUUUCCUGGAAACACCAUGUUCCCUAACACAGAACAGUCUUCCCCUUUGACCUUCCUUCUUUGUCUUAACUGUAUAUAGAUUCCAUCCAAACUAUUAUUCUAUUGCUGUUACUAACAGGUAUUGUAUCCUACCAAUAGGGUAGGCAUAAUUCUAAGUACUUUGACCCACAUAGGAAAAUUGAAAGUGCAAUGAUGAUUAAAUAGACUUUAACUUGUAGUGAACUUUACAAAUAUGAAAGAAUAGUUCUGAUGAAUGUCAAAGGCUUAGCAGGGCACUAAAGUUGUCUUCAGGCUGUUUUCCCCACAAAGUGGAACACUGAAUCAAUCUUCUUUAUGUUUGCUUUAAUGUACACUGAAAGAAUCAUUUUUUAAAGUACUUUUUUAAAAAUGAAAAAACUCAAAGAAUAGUUGCUUUUUAAAUUUUCUUCUUUCUUUCUCUUGGUUAAAAUUGUUCACAUGUAUGCAAUCUGGCAGUGGAAACAUCAUGAAAUUAUUUCUUUUCAGUUUGAUUAUUUUUUUUUCCUUUGGGCCAACUUAGAACUAUUUUCACUUGCUACUUCAGAAAACAAAGUGAACAUAAAUAAUUCAAGAGCUCUUUGUGCUAGACUGUGAACUCUAGACAGACCUAUAGAGACUCUGAGUAGGGGAGGAACAGGAAAAUGUUCCUGUGUGGCUCCUGUUCCCCAUUUCACAAUGCUAAUGGCCUUUGAGAAGUCCAGUGUUACAAUUAUAAAGAAAUUUUCCACUUUAUAAGGGAUGAAUGUAAUUUAUAUCAAAUCACUAUUCUUGGUGUCAUUUAUUGAAGAACAAAGUAGUAAAGUUUUUUUAAAAUGUCCCAAAGACCACUUUUAAUUUCUAUUUAGUUAUUUUGACUUACUCACAAAUAUCAGAUAUUCAGAGCCUGAAGUUUUCUUCCUCCAUGUAAUGUACCUUUCAUUGUUUUCCUUCCACAAUUUUUUCCUGGAAGAGAAUCAUCCUUUGUAUCUAUCAGAAAUUGGUUCCAGAGCCCCAUACUACCCCUGCAGACACCAAACUCCUCAUUGUGGUAGUAUUUGCAUAUAACCUACAUAAAUCCUCCUGUAUACUUUGCAUUAUCUCUAGAUUACUUAUAAGACAAUGUAAAUACAAGUGCAAAUAGUUGUUACAUUGUUUUGUUUAGGGAAUCAUGACAAGAAAAAUAUCUGUACAUGUUCAGUACAGAUGCAAUUAAAAAUUUUUCAGUCCAAGGGUGCACAAGCCACCAAAACCAACAGCUAAUUGUGUUGAAAAUAAACAUUGAGGAUAGGGCUGGGGAUUUAGCUCAGUGGCACCAUGCCUGCCUCACAAGUGCAAGGUUCUGAGUUGGAUCCUCAGUACAAAAAAAUAUAUAUAUAUUAUAUAUAUUUUUAUAUAUAAUAUAUAUGAUAUAUAUUUAUGUCAUAUAUAUGAUAAAUGAGAAGGCAAUAAAACUUAUACAAGGACCAAAGAACUAGUUUAACAAAAUAAAAACCCUUAGGUCUUCAACAGUAUAUUUUAUAGUAAAUAAAAAUAGCACCGUUUAGAUUCAAACUUAGAAAAAUUAGACAUGAACUUGAGCACUUAAUUUUCCAAGUAUUAACUUUUGUGGAAGUAUUUUCAUGCUCUGAAACAAACAUGAGUUUUCUCUCAGCUAGUUCAAAAUAUGAUUAGACUUCUUGGUCUGGCCACUCACCUGCUGGAUCUGGCUGUUGACACCCAGGAAAGGGUGUUUUCUAACUUCACUCCCUACUUUCCUCUACAUGGUCACCACUGUGCUCUUAGAAACCAGUAAGGCGUUAACACACACACACAUACACACACACACACAGCUCAAAGUGUAAAGGUGAGUUCAAGAAAACCAGGGUAACUGCAUCCCAUCUGGGUCUUAUGCCUUUCAUGAACCAGGUUUAUGGAAAAGGGGCACAAUAUUACCUACCUCAGACAACUGUCACGAAGAUUAAGCAUGGAUUAUUAAACCUAGUGCUUGGUAUAAAGGGAAUGCUCAGUAAAUGUUACCUAGAAUUAAUAUUCCCAGAAAUCUUGUUAGGAUAAAGGGUUAUCAUAUAUAAGAUAAUUGCAAGUUUUCUUUUAAAUAAAAGAAGUUUUUAUAAGUUUAAGAUAAUAUUUUACGGGCUGGGGAUUUAGCUCAGCGGUUUCGCCGCCUCCUGCACAAGUUCAAGGACCCGAGUUCGAUCCCAGGUACCAAAAAAAAAAAAGACAAUAUUUUACUUCAAAAAAAAAAUCUCAGAACAAGGGAAUGGUAAGAAUCAGUGUUAGAUACUGGACUAUCUAAUUCCUAACCCCAAAUUUAAUAUUUCCAAGAAAGGUUUUAAGACUUUUUGUAUUUUAAAAUUUGCUUUUGCUUAAGUUAUAUUAUUUUUAAGGGAUCUGUAUGUUAAUUAUUUUGGAUAAUGUUAAAUACAAAAUAAAAUACUGUAUCCAUCUGUAAAUUAUCAGGAUUACAGGAAGAGACCAAACUUUUUUGGUAAUUCUCAGAAGCUGUAGAAAUGUUAUAAACGUAAACCAAUGUAUAUGCAUAAACACACUUUCUUAUUGCUAGCCUAAUUAUUACAUAUGUAUCAAAUAAAAGUUUUAGGCAAUAUCUGUGCUUACAAUGUCCUAAGCAGAGGUGCUGCAUAAACUGUAAAAAAUAUAUAUAAUAUAUAUAUUUUUGAAAUUACAAUUCUGUAUUUGUAACCUUGAGGAGAAAACAUUUAUUGCCAACUACUCUGAGCACUCUAUUAGUGUUAUCACUGCUAUCUAAUUUGGUACAUAUUAAAAAGAAUUACCAUGAAAACACUGGUUUUAGCUAAAGGUAUAUACACACUAUUGUUUUAUGUCAAUAAAAUAAAUGUAUUCCUCAGUGA